Molecule: messenger RNA, 1201 nt
Organism: Lolium perenne
Lineage: Eukaryota; Viridiplantae; Streptophyta; Magnoliopsida; Poales; Poaceae
Product: transcription factor MYB93
Source: RefSeq, a predicted model, not a curated record
CGUCCACCACUACUAAAAAGAAGAGGGUGGAAGAAGCCCAAGCAGUUAGAAAUGGGGAGGUCUCCUGGCUGCGACGAGAGCGGCCUCCUCAAGAAGGGCCCAUGGACGCCCGAGGAGGACGAGAAACUUCUCGAGUUCAUCCAGAAAAACGGCCAUGGCAGCUGGAGGAACCUCCCGAGGCUUGCUGGGCUGAACAGAUGUGGCAAGAGCUGCCGGCUGAGGUGGACCAACUACCUGAGGCCGGACAUCAAGAGGGGCAAGUUCUCCCAGGACGAAGAGCAAACCAUCCUCCACCUCCACUCCUUCCUCGGCAACAAGUGGUCGGCGAUCGCUACGCACCUGCCGGGGCGGACGGACAACGAGAUCAAGAACUUCUGGAACACGCACCUCAAGAAGCGGCUCAUCCAGAUGGGCUUCGACCCCAUGACGCACCGCCCGCGGACCGACUUCUUCGACGCGCUGCCGCAGCUCGUCGCGCUCGCGGCGCUCCGGGGCCAGCUCGGCGGCGCCUCCGCCGUAGACCCCUCCGUGACGGCGCAGAUGCAGGGCGCCAGCGCCGAUAUGGCGCCCAUCCUGCAGGCCGCCAAGCUCCAGUACCUGCAGUGCCUCCUCCAGUCCGCGGCCACCACAAUCGCAUCGGCCUCGGCGGGCUCCAGUGCCGUCUCGGCGUCCGACGUCGAAGCGGCUCCUGUUGGCGCCGCCGCAUGCUCGCCGCAGGGGACGACGUUGGCCGGUGCUUCUACUGCUGCUGCCUCAGCGUCAACGGCCGGCGAUCACCAGAUGUCGUACACGUUUUCCGAGGCGCCUGUCACCGUCAGCGACGACCUCCUCCUCGGCUGUGGCGCCGCCGGUGACUACGAUAAUUAUUGCCACGGUGGCUCGCUGCCUCCUCUCGCCGAUCUCUCUGACGCCGCGGACGGCCGGUGCAGUGCGACGGCCUCGUCCAGCUUCGGUGGCGGCGUGAGCAGCCCCCUCCCCUGGCCGGAGUUCUUCCCCGACGAGGAUCCCUUCAUCACUGAUUUCCUCUGACUUCGUAACAUAACAUACUCGAUCUAUAUAUGCGCAUCCAUAAGCACACGCUUUUAUUCGUCUCAUCCGUCGACUUGUGAAUUACCCAAUAUGUUCGUACACAUACAUGCAUGCUGCAUGCAUGGAGGCAUGGCCUACGUUUCAAAAAUCGCUGUGAUGCAGCUUUUUCGAA